Molecule: messenger RNA, 2375 nt
Organism: Ixodes scapularis (black-legged tick)
Lineage: Eukaryota; Metazoa; Arthropoda; Arachnida; Ixodida; Ixodidae
Product: alpha-L-fucosidase-like
Biological process (GO): glycoside catabolic process; fucose metabolic process
Cellular component (GO): lysosome
Molecular function (GO): alpha-L-fucosidase activity
Source: RefSeq, a predicted model, not a curated record
CCAGUCUGGGAUCCACAAGCUCAAGACGCUACACUCCGGACUGGAAGUCCCUGGACACGCGUCCUUCGCCAAGCUGGUUCGAUGAAGCCAAGGUCGGCAUCUUCCUCCACUGGGGAGUGUUCUCGGUGCCCAGCUUUAAAAGCGAGUGGUUCUGGUCCGAAUGGAGCGAUAAAGAUCCGAAGGUCGUGGAGUUCAUGAGACAGAACUACAAGCCCAACUUUACCUACCCGGAGUUUGCGCCCGAGUUCACGGCGCAGUUCUUCGACCCGGACCGUUGGGCGGACCUCUUCUACAAGUCCGGUGCUCGUUACGUGGUGCUGACCAGCAAGCAUCAUGAAGGUUACACGCUCUGGCCUUCAAGCGUGUCCUGGAACUGGAACGCCGGAGACGUGGGACCCAAGAGGGACCUGGUUGGAGACCUCGCCACGGCCAUCAGGAAGAAAGGAGGCGGUGUGCACUUCGGGCUGUACCACUCGCUCUACGAGUGGUUCAAUCCGUUGUACCUGGCAGACAAGGCUGCCCGCUGGACGACGAACGACUUUGUCGUCCGAAAGACCAUGCCCGAGUUGAGGGAAAUUGUCGAAAGGUACAAACCCGAUGUGAUCUGGUCCGACGGCGACUGGGAGGCCAACGACACUUACUGGAACAGUACCGAGUUCCUCGCCUGGUUGUACAACGACAGUCCCGUCAAGUCGAGCGUCGUGGUCAACGAUCGCUGGGGAAUCGGCAUUCCCUGCCAUCACGGUGACUUCUACAACUGCAAGGACCGCUACAACCCGGGAAUCCUGCUGAAGCACAAGUGGGAAAACGCCAUGACCAUCGACAAGCACUCGUGGGGAUACCGGAGGAACGCCAAUCUGAGCGACUACCUCAGCAUCGAGCAACUAAUCGAGAAACUGGCUUCAACCGUGAGCUGCAACGGCAACAUUCUCAUCAACGUCGGGCCGACCAAAGACGGCGUCAUCGAACCCGUCUUCGAAGAGAGACUGCUUCAGCUAGGCAGAUGGCUGGGUGUGAACGGAGAGGCCGUCUACGGCUCGAAGCCCUGGAAGCACCAGAACGACACACUCACUCCGGGCAUCUGGUACACGACCAACAAGGACAUGGACGUGGUCUACGUGUUCGUCCUCAAUUGGCCUAAAUUCAACAAGUUGACGCUGGAGUCUCUAGUUCUUUCCCAGAAAGCGAGGAUUACCAUGUUGGGUCUUAACGAUGGCCUGUUUCAGUGGGAUCAUACUGGAGGGAGCGACGAUUCCUCCCGGAGAACAGUGACGAUCCUGUUCCCACCCCUUACGCCAGACCUUCUGCCAACUCCAUGGGCUUGGGUGCUUAAAGUCGAAGGGGCGCUCUAGAGAGGGCACCAUCUGGAAAAUGCGUUUGAUGCAGAAAAUGUCGGACGUCUUGUUAACUGCUUUCAUUGCCUCAAAUCUGAGUUUGUUUCAAUGUCAUGUUGUAUAAGGCUAGCUUCCUUUUGUUUACAUAGCUCACACUUGAUGUCAUCGCAUUGUGCUGGCAGUCAUUCUAGCUUGCUCUUGCCUAGGUAACCAAAUUAGAUAGAGUCAAAUGUGGGAUAAAAACGUGCUCAGCAACAAGGCCACCUCAAUGGCCUCUUGUGUAACGUAAGUGCAGGACACAUGUCAACGUCACCAGAUUUACCUCAGUUAUGGAACUCGCGCAGAGGAAGAACCCCCCCCCCCCCCCCCGCCCUUUCACUCUGCUCAGCCCGCCUCCCGUUAUAGCCUUCAAUCGUUUGAAGCACCAUCUAGAUUUUCGUUUCAAAACUGUGUUCGAUUGAGAAUGAUGAAACGACAUAUAGACGGGGAUGUGCUUCGAAACAUAAAUAUGUAAAAGAAUACAUUGCAGAUGCCAUAGCAGGUGACUGUGGCGCGUCGAACGAUAUGGCAGGCAAGCGAUGGAGGGAACUGUUCGUGGAAGCAGCCUACGGGCAGUUCCGUAACUGUGCUAAUCCAGUAAAGUUGGAACGUAUAGUGGCCGCCAUAGUUGUGUGUGUCGCUGUCGAUCGCGUGCUAAAAGCGAGCCUUCACCAGACUCAUUUCAUGUCGUCGAAGCAAUAGACCCUUUUCAAAAGUCCAUCAAGCAAAACUGAACGUCGCCAUUGCUUAGACACGAAGCGUGUGAUUGGAUCCGAGUGCUUGUCCGCAAUACAUGCACAGAGUGCGUGCCCAAACAAUGGCGGACUCGGAUAGUUGUCGCGGCAGCUGCUAGAUGGCGCGCACUUAAAGUGUCAAUUAUGCUCGGCAGACUCUAUGUGGCUUUACUCACAGAUCGUGCUGAUGACGACAUGGGAAUACUUUUUAUUGGUAAGUGUAUCUAUAUAGAUGUUUGCAUGCAGCCCCGCUUCAAAAGCUAGUCUG